CACACACACCUGCCACCACACCUGCUUGACCAGCAGCAGUCGUUGGGUGUAGCUCUCCUGGCGAGGUCUCGCUCUCUCUCUCCACAAGGAAGCCGGCGGCUUGCCAAACAAAAAAAAACCUGUUCCUGAGGAUUUUUCAACUCAGUGAUUAGUUCCUUUGUGCAUUAAAGAAGAGAAGCAGUGGUCGCCAGCCGAGACGAUGGGGAACAACUCAAGCCUCCCACACCACGACCUUAAGGAUAUCCAGGCGGAGACACAGUUUCUGACGGGAGAGAUCAAAGAGCUGUACAGCCGCUUCACCAGCUUGGACACCGGUAACAAAGGAUGGUUGUGUCGUGAAGACUUGCUCUGUAUUCCUGAACUGUCAAACAACCUUCUUUGUGAGCGCAUCGUUCACGCUAUCUUCAAGGAAAGUGAAAAUGAACAGUUGAACUUCCGUCAGUUUGUGCAUAGCAUGGCUCGCUUCCGCAGGAUAAAAAACAGCAAGGAAAACAAGCUGAAUAAUCGGAUCGAGAAGCUACGAUUUGUGUUCAGAGUAUAUGAUCUUGAUGAUGAUAACCACAUCUCCUUGGGGGAGCUUCGGGAAGCGCUCCAUGCUAUGGUCGGGGAAAAUAUCAGCGAAGAGCAACUCAACAAUAUUGCUGAACGGACCAUUAAUGACGCUGAUCUUGAUGGUGACAAGAUGAUAAGCUUCGAUGAGUUUUGUGCUUCUUUGGAACGUACAGAAUUUGAAGAACUGAUGACCAUAGUGUUCCUUAGGUAAUCAAAUCUUUUUUUAAGAAACUUAAAGGUUGCUUAACAUUUUUUUCCAUUUGUUUUUAAUGAAGCCUACAUAUAUUUGUUGAUUAAGGUAAAGCUUCUUAACUAAUUUUUACUAUUUUUUUUAAAUUUUAACAAAGCACUCUUUUGAAAGUAAAUAAGUUGAAUAUUUUUAACAUUAGUUACAAAUGUACCGGUACAGUAUCAAAGAUGUCAUUAUAUAUAUAUAUUAUACUUACGUUUUGCUGAAUUUAUAUAUAAUAGAAAUAUAGAAAUAAAUAUGUUAAACAUA
Procambarus clarkii (red swamp crayfish) is the source of this 1051-nucleotide messenger RNA. Its product is annotated as calcineurin B homologous protein 1. Gene Ontology annotation, biological process: positive regulation of sodium:proton antiporter activity. Gene Ontology annotation, molecular function: calcium ion binding. Gene Ontology annotation, cellular component: plasma membrane. Lineage: Eukaryota; Metazoa; Arthropoda; Malacostraca; Decapoda; Cambaridae. The record is from RefSeq and is a predicted model, not a curated record.